AUGAUAAACGAAACAACACCAGUACCAUUUGUAUUUGAUGAUAAAAAGUAUUACCCCGGUGAUUAUAAAUUCAAUUGGGAUGAACAAACACAGUUUGUAUAUAAGUUUCCCGAAAAUGGUAAACUUGUAAUUAAAAUAUUAGAAGGUAUAGAUUUGAUUUCGAUGGAUUUGAAUGGUAAAUCAGACCCUUAUGUAAAGAUACAUGUUCCUCGUCUUGUAGAGGAUAAGGAUGAAAAGCAAUUGAAAACAUCGACAAAGUAUGAAACAUUGACACCAAAGUGGAAUGAAUCGUUCCAUGUCGAAGUUGAACGUGUCGAGGAUGACUUGGUGGUCUUGGAGGUUUGGGACAAGGAUACUAUUGGAUCAGAUGAUUUCCUUGGGUUUGUUACAAUCGAUGCAUCGUUGUUGCCUUACAAUCAAGAGGUUGUCACCAUUGAAAACUUGUCCUAUGUCGACAAGGGAAAACUAAAGAUUAGUAUCACGGCACUAAACUAUGGUUGGGAUAUUAAAGACGAACUCAAUCGAUACGUCGAGUACAGAGAAAGAUUGGUUGGAUCAUUACCAUUCUACAUUGAAAGAGAGGAACUCAAAAUUAAAAGAAUGGAUCAAUACUCAAAGAAUAGAGAGCAAGGACCCUAUGUAAAUGUAAAACCAGGUCAACUCAAACGUAUUUAUAAAAAAUACUCUAUAGUCAAUGGAUGGAUCAAAAGUCACAAGGCUGGCGAGAAUGUAAAAGAGGGUGCCAAGACUGCAGCCAUGCUUGCUGGUGCUGUCGUCGGUGUUUUAUUCGAAUCUGCAAUCGAGAAUACUCGUUAUUAUAAUUUUAAUAAUAAUUUCUAG
Cavenderia fasciculata is the source of this 840-nucleotide messenger RNA. RefSeq lists its product as uncharacterized. The coding region runs from base 1 to 840 and encodes 279 amino acids. Gene Ontology annotation, molecular function: calcium ion binding. Lineage: Eukaryota; Evosea; Eumycetozoa; Acytosteliales; Cavenderiaceae. The record is from RefSeq and is a predicted model, not a curated record. The transcript has 2 exons.